Molecule: messenger RNA, 1651 nt
Organism: Dipodomys spectabilis (banner-tailed kangaroo rat)
Lineage: Eukaryota; Metazoa; Chordata; Mammalia; Rodentia; Heteromyidae
Gene: Fblim1
Product: filamin binding LIM protein 1
Exons: 8
Coding region: 39-1172 (377 amino acids)
Biological process (GO): cell-cell adhesion
Cellular component (GO): focal adhesion; stress fiber
Molecular function (GO): filamin binding
Source: RefSeq, a predicted model, not a curated record
GCGGCCGCGGGAGCUCGGGCGCAGCAGGAGCCACGGCCAUGGCCUCCAAAUCUGAGAAGAGGGUCGCCUCCUCUGUUUUCAUCACCCUGGCACCCCCACGCCGGGACACGACUGUGACAGGGGAAGUGAGGCAGGUGGCUCGGGAGACCCGAGGCCGGCCCUGGGAGGCCCCUGCUCCUGGGAAGGCGCCUGGGGGUGGCCUGGCCGGGAAGGCCAGCCCCUGGGCUCCCACCAGCAAGGCUGCAGCCUGUGACCAAACUGGGCCUUCUCAGCUCUCCAAUGGAGGGUGCUCACUGCCCCCUCCCACCCUGGAUGGUGAGGAGUCACUGGCAGACCUCGACCUCCUCCCUCCUCCACCUCCACCCCCUCCAGCGUUCCUGCCUCCUGAAGACGAGCCCCCUGCCCCAGCGGGGGCCUCACUCAUUUCAGACUUGGAGCAGCUGCACCUGCCCCCACCCCCGCCUCCGCCACAGGCUCCGGCAAAGGGUCCAUCGGUCCAGCCUCAGCCUAGCCACCUCAAGCCCUCGGAGGAGGAGCUGCCACCACCCCCAGAAGACCCCGUCAGCCCUCCAGAGAGAGAGGCAUCGACAGAUGUCUGCGGCUUCUGCCACAAGCCUGUGUCCCCUCGAGAGCUGGCCGUGGAGGCCAUGAAGAGGCAGUACCACGCCCAGUGCUUCACCUGCCGCACCUGCCGCUGCCAGCUGGCCGGACAGAGCUUCUACCAGAAGGAGGGGCGGCCUCUCUGCGAAGCCUGCUACCAGGACACUCUGGAGAAGUGCGGCAAGUGUGGCGAGGUGGUCCGUGACCACGUCAUCAGGGCCCUGAGCCAGGUCUUCCACCCCCGCUGCUUCACCUGCGUUACCUGCGCCCGGUGCAUCGGGGACGAGAGCUUCGCCCUGGACAGCCAGAACCAGGUGUACUGCCUGGACGACUUCUACAGGAAAUUCGCCCCCAUGUGCAGCAUCUGUGAAAAUCCCAUCAUCCCUCGGGAUGGGAAGGACUCCUUCAAAAUUGAGUGCAUGGGAAAAAAUUUCCAUGAGAACUGCUACAGGUGUGAGGACUGCAGUGUUCUCCUGUCCGUAGAGCCCACUGACCAAGGCUGCUACCCGCUGAAUGACCAUCUCUUCUGCAAGCCGUGCCACGUGAAGCGGAGUGCGGCGAGCUGCUGCUGAGCCGCCCAGCCCUGCCCUGACUUUGUUUCUCUUCCUCAUCUAUUCUUGCACACUUUCUUCCUGAGCCUUCCUGUGGACAGUGGGCAGUUCAGCCCGGUGUGUCUAUUAUGCAGGGGGACUGAGCCCCUCCCACCCUGGGGUGCUAAUACCAGUCCCCCACACUUUCAGUUCCUCCUCCUUGCUUGCUAGAAGCAUCGUUCAUUCCUGGAGGCCUUUCAGGCCUUCUAGUAGAUGGCUCUAACCCAUGGGGGGAGGGGAAGGGGGAGAGGGCCUCCCCCCCCCACAAGUCUCAAGAUUAGCACCUAGUAUCCCUAGCACUGACAUCAUCCAGUACAGUGUGCUGAGAUGCGUGUGGUCAGCAGGUCUGAGCAACUUGAGGGGAAACACCACCAUCUUGUAAAAAGGCCAGGGGCUACCAGUGACUCACACCUGGAAUCCUAGCUACUCAAGCAGCUAAGAUCUGGAGGAUCAUAGUUUGA